Fomitopsis serialis is the source of this 1614-nucleotide messenger RNA. RefSeq lists its product as uncharacterized. The record is from RefSeq and is a predicted model, not a curated record. The coding region runs from base 75 to 1580 and encodes 501 amino acids. Lineage: Eukaryota; Fungi; Basidiomycota; Agaricomycetes; Polyporales; Fomitopsidaceae. The transcript is spliced from 2 exons.
UAAGUAGGGUUCAAUUGGCGUAUCAUUCAAAUGGAACUCAGUUGAGGCCUUGAGGGCCGACCGUCACGACCACCAUGAGUUCCUCCCCGUUGACGUUGAACCUCGACGUUCUCGAUGUCAUUUUGUCAUUCGCAAACCCAUAUGAUGCCCUCCAAUUUUCCAUGACAUGUCGCGACGGCCACAAACUAGCGAUGCCGCAUUUCUUGGAAGAAGUCGAGUUCCCGCUUCCUUGGCUGUGUUUACGGGGCGCAAAACGAUCGGCACUGGCGGAUCCGGAGCUCUUCGAGGGCUUUCGCGCUUACAUGCUCGAUUCACCGCAUGCGUCCCAUCGCCUCCGGAAGCUCAAGGCUCUUCAGCUUGGAGAAGAGGCUUUCUGCGUAGAAUGGGGAGAACGCGACAGAGGCACUGUACCGCCGACGGACACCUUCACUCUUGCGGAACCGCUCGCGGAUGUCAUUCGAGGUGCCGUUGAGCUACGCAGGAUCUCCAUUCACUACUCGGAGGCCAUCUUCGAUGAUGUACCGCAGCUCAUAGAUGCCAUAGCGAGCCUCCCGCGUCUCCAGGAGGUCUGCUUCUAUGGCGCCGACGUGUCGACACUCGGCCUUCUCUCUAGAAUGCAGAGUCGCCUCAGGAGAGUUGAACUCCGCAUCAUCGAAUAUAAUGAUCAAGAGACGAGAGAAAGGUGGUGGGGCGACUAUGCCUUCGGGAAUGACCGCUUUCUACACAACUUCACUGAAUCACUGCAGGUUCUGAGCCUGCAUGGAGGCUUGGACAUCAUAGAGGAGCUCGAACCACACACGGUUUGGCGUGCUGUUCGUGAACUCAAACUCGUUCGCGGUAAUCCAGUCAAUCUACAAGCCAUGGCCCGCGCUUUCCCAAACCUGCGCCGUCUGCACACCGAGCCCGGACCCUCCGCUGUCGAGCCUGCCAUCCAUCAAUGGCGAAAACUUGACACCGUUUGGGCGGCACAUCCUCUCCCUUUGCAGCAUCCGGUCCGACACUUGAUCAUGCAUUGGACCCUUCAGGCGUACAGGUACCUCGCCCCUCCGUUCAACCAGGCCCUAGCGGGUGGUACCAUCGCCAUGCUUCAACACACCCUGCCCGUCGUACUCGAGUGCAGCGCUGACAAGAACACGUAUGCAUGCAUAGCUCAUCACGCACCCUCAGUCCGCUGCAUGAGAAUCACUGUGGUACCUAGUGAGCGCCAACAUGGGCAUGACUGGAACUUGACCGACGAAGAGGCAAAGAAUGUGUUGAUCGACGAAUUCUCGCUCCUCCGGGCUUUGCCUCUCAAAGGUAUCGCUAUCGUACUCCAGGGACACGGACCCUGGGGCAAGGCCUCCAACUGGAAGCAGUAUUCUUGCAUCAUUGGAGCCUGUAUUCCUUCAUUGGAGUACAUUGGCUUGCGCACGCAGACAGGGGCUUGGUUCUCACACGAUGAUUGGGAUGCGCCGGAGCCAUACCAGUGGUAUCAGGUCACUGGGCGCCCAGAACAUUCGGAGGUGGUUGUAGAGAGCCUGUCGGCUGAUGAAGGAGUCCGCGUCUGCUCUACGCUCUUCAGCAUGUCCAGAGGUGAAUAAACCUCAAGUUUGACUGCAGGUAUCCCCGGGUGUA